This is a messenger RNA of Carassius carassius (crucian carp), 3227 nucleotides long. Its product is annotated as T-lymphocyte surface antigen Ly-9-like. The record is from RefSeq and is a predicted model, not a curated record. Bases 78 to 2558 code for a protein of 826 amino acids. The transcript has 11 exons. NCBI's taxonomy places the organism in Eukaryota, Metazoa, Chordata, Actinopteri, Cypriniformes, Cyprinidae.
UGAACGGAAGUUAUUUCUGUGUCGUCGAGCUGCUGGUGUAAAGGUUCUGGAAUAUAUUUGAUGGUUUCAGAAGAGCAAUGACCUGCCAACACCUUCUCUUAUUUUUAUUCCUCUCUGGCUUUGCUGCGCUCUGUGUUGCAGAGAUAUGUAAAACCGAUCUACUCGAGGGAACGUCCUGCACCUUUAAGCUGAAAACAGAAAACACUGACAAAUCUUAUGAGAUCAAAUGGAUCCAUCUCUCUAGUGAUGCUGUGGUUCACAGGAAAAAUGGGAGGAUUAAGAAACCAAUUCCAGGUCUAAGAAUGGAAGAAGAUGGAUCAUUAACAUUUGAAAGUGUUAGUCUGAAGAACACCGGCAGAUAUACAUACACUGUUUUUAAUGAUGUAGGUACACAGCUUGAUGCUGGAGAAAAGGAAAUUAAAGUUUAUGCAAAGGCUCCUAAACCUACUGUGAAUAUCAACUGCACAGAUGGGAUCGCUACACUCACCUGUGACUUUAGACACCGUACAGAUCUGACUGUAUCCUGGUAUAAAGAAGACAAUAUCAUCCAGAAUGAAAACAACCCAAACCUGCUCUUGACAUCUGCUCAAGUACAGGAGAAUAAACCGUACUCAUGCAGUGUGAGCAAUCCUGUCAGCAAAGAGCAAAGUGACAGCAUAACAGUAUCAUCUGCAGAGAUAUAUAAAACAGAUCUACUCGAGGGAACGUCCUGCACCAUCAAGCUUCCAACAAAAAACACUGACAAAUCUAAUGAGAUCAAAUGGGUCCAUCUCUCUAGUGAUGCUGUGGUUCACAGGAAAAAUGGGAAGAUCAGGACAAACACUCCAGGUCUAACAAUAGAAGAAGAUGGAUCAUUAACAUUUGAAAGUGUUAGUCUGAAGAACACCGGCAGAUAUACAUACAUUGUUUUUAAUGAUGUAGGUACAAAGAUUGAUGCUGGAGAAAAGGAAAUUAAAGUUUAUGCAAAGGCUCCUAAACCUACUGUGAAGAUCAACUGCACAGAUGGGAUCACUACACUCACCUGUGACUUUGGAGACCGUACAGAUCUGACUGUAUCCUGGUAUAAAGAAGACAAUAUCAUCCAGAAUGAAAACAACCCAAACCUGCUCUUGACAUCUGCUCAAGUACAGGAGAAUAAACCGUACUCCUGCAGUGUGAGCAAUCCUGUCAGCAAAGAGCAAAGUGACAGCAUAACAGUAUCAUUUUCAGAGAUAUGUAAAACAGAACUACUCGAGGGAACGUCCUGCACCAUCAAGCUUCCAACAAAAAACACUGACAAAUCUAAUGAGAUCAAAUGGGUCCAUCUCUCUGGUGAUGCUGUGGUUCACAGGAAAGGUGGGAAGAUCAGGACAAACACUCCAGGUCUAACAAUAGAAGAAGAUGGAUCAUUAACAUUUGAAAGUGUUAGUCUGAAGAACACCGGCAGAUAUACAUACAUUGUUUUUAAUGCUGAAGGUACACAGAUUGAUGCUGGAGGAAAGGAAAUUAAAGUUUAUGCAAAGGCUCCUAAACCUACUGUGAAGAUCAACUGCACAGAUGGGAUCACUACACUCACCUGUGACUUUAGACACCGUACAGAUCUGACUGUAUCCUGGUAUAAAGAAGACAAUAUCAUCCAGAAUGAAAACAACCCAAACCUGCUCUUGACGUCUGCUCAAGCACAGGAGAAUAAACCGUACUCCUGCAGUGUGAGCAAUCCUGUCAGCAAAGAGCAAAGUGACAGCAUAACAGUAUCAUUUUCAGAGAUAUGUAAAACAGAACUACUCGAGGGAACGUCCUGCACCAUCAAGCUUCCAACAAAAAACACUGACAAAUCUAAUGAGAUCAAAUGGGUCCAUCUCUCUGGUGAUGCUGUGGUUCACAGGAAAGGUGGGAAGAUCAGGACAAACACUCCAGGUCUAACAAUAGAAGAAGAUGGAUCAUUAACAUUUGAAAGUGUUAGUCUGAAGAACAGCGGCAGAUAUACAUACACCGUUUUUAAUAAUGAAGGUACACAGAUUGAUGCUGGAGAAAAGGAAAUUAAAGUUUAUGCAAAGGCUCCUAAACCUACUGUGAAGAUCAACUGCACAGAUGGGAUCACUACACUCACCUGUGACUUUGGAGACCGUACAGAUCUGACUGUAUCCUGGUAUAAAGAAGACAAUAUCAUCCAGAAUGAAAACAACCCAAACCUGCUCUUGACAUCUGCUCAAGUACAGGAGAAUAAACCGUACUCCUGCAGUGUGAGCAAUCCUGUCAGCAAAGAGCAAAGUGACAGGAGAAGAGUAUCACGUUUUACAGGUACUACAGUUAAAAGUGAACUGGAUCCUACAACUAAAGUUGUCCCAGUUCCUCGUACAUUCUUUGGCUUUGAUUUCUGGAUAAUGGUGAGCAUUUUAGCAAGUUCAGGAGCCCUUCUGCUGCUGCUGCUAUGUGUUCUUAUCAUCUGUGCAUGUCGAAGCUGUAGCCAAAGCAAGCAGCACCAAAAAGAUGAGAAGGAGUUCAGACUGAGGAAUCUUGAAGCUCCAGCUCCUACCAAAACAGAUUCAAACACAGUGGAAACAUCUGAUUACAACUGACAACUUAAGUGUUCAUACUUCUAUAAUCUAAGCUCUGCGGACCCAGAUAUGGGUCCAAAAUCGCCUUAAAAAUGUUUAUAAUUCAUUUACAUAGCAUUCCUUUUAUGGUAUCAGCCCCUUAUAUGGGUUUAUUUGAAAGCUUAGAGUCUCUUCUUUACAAAGAAUACCAUAACUCUUGGUUAUGAUACAUAAAGAAGGAAAAUUAAGCUUAGAAAUGUAUUCGUCCCACAUACGAAUUUCCACCUAACGACUGCAAAUAAUUUUUCCUAAGAAUCUGUAUUUUAUAUAUUGUUCACAAAACAGUCAAGAUAUUUAUCACAAGAAAGCUCUCAGAAAUUCUCAGGAAUUCGACAGAUCAAAGAUCUAAUUUGAUCACAGAUCAAAUGAUUAGAUUAUGAUCUCUACUUUCAAAUGAGACCAUUUUCACAUUUCUGCGUGCUUCCAUUGCUGAGAUAUAUGGUGUUUUGUCCAGACACACACCAGGAAAAAAUACACUCUUUUUGCUCUUACCUUUUACAACUCUGUGCUGCCCAGUGGACUGCAGUUGGUCAUAUUACAUGUCAGUAAUAGCAAUCUAUGAAUGUGGCUAUGAAUAUUUGGCAUAUGGCCAAACAUUACAAUUUAAUGGAUUUAAACAUUGUUUAAUUAUACUGUAAAUACCUCUACAGA